UCCCUAUAUCUUUCCAAUUGGUUCAUAAUUAAAACAAGAAAAACUCGUUUCAACGUCAUCUCCCAACAACAAUGAGUGCUGCCAAUUCUUCAACUGGAUGUCAAGAAUUUCUUAAGGAAACUAGAUAUGCUUCGCCUGCGAACUUGCUGAUUAGUAUCCAAUCCUUUUCAUUAUUUUCAAAGUCUGUAAUUGACAAGUAUGAAUCAAGGUCAUUUGAAUCUGGAGGCUAUCAAUGGAAACUGAUAAUCUACCCCAAUGGAUACAAUGGUGAAUGCAACAGCCUUUCCGUACACUUCUCCAUUGCUGACUCUGAUUCACUCCCGGUGGGGUGGGAGGUUAACGCUGUCUUUGCCUUCUUUAUACACAAUCAAAUAAAGGAUAACUAUGUCUGCUUUCGAGGAGUGACUCGUCGCUUCAAUGCCGUUAUUCAAAGAUGGGGAUUUUCCAAACUAAUCUCUAAGGAGACUCUGAUGAAUCCUACUAAUGGUUAUGUUGUGGGUGACAAUUGUGUGUUUGGUGCUGAAGUUUUAGUCAUCAAAAGUAAACGUGUCAACGAAUGUCUGAGGUUGGUAAAAGACGCGGCUUCAAUUAAGCGCGAAUGGAAGAUUCCUAACUUUUCGAAGCUAGGGGAUAUUUGGCGUUCGGAAGAGUUCGAUGUUGGAGAAUGCAAAUGGAAAGUUAAGCUCCAUCCAAAGGGACAACAUACGCUGCCCAAAAACGAGUACAUGUCGUUGUUUCUUGUCCUAAAGAGCCUCCCUCCUCAUCAAAGGGUGAAGGCAGAGGUUUUGAUGAGCAUCAAAACCAAUGAUUCAAGCUUCUCUAAAAAAUAUACACAUUGGUUUAAAAAUUCAAGUGAGGAUUGGGGAUUUAGUAAGUUUAUAUCGCUUGCUGAUAUUAGAGCUAAAGGCUUCCUUGCCGAUGACUGCUGUUUUCUGGAAAUUGAAAUCACGGUGCAAGCUAUUGUGCGUGAAGCACUUGAAUUCUAGCUUUAAAUAUUCUUAUCCAUUUUUAUUUAUUGGACAAUUCGUAUUUGAUUUG
Salvia splendens (bonfire salvia) is the source of this 1038-nucleotide messenger RNA. RefSeq lists its product as uncharacterized. The transcript is spliced from 6 exons. The record is from RefSeq and is a predicted model, not a curated record. NCBI's taxonomy places the organism in Eukaryota, Viridiplantae, Streptophyta, Magnoliopsida, Lamiales, Lamiaceae. Bases 72 to 986 code for a protein of 304 amino acids. Gene Ontology annotation, molecular function: protein binding.